This is a messenger RNA of Nezara viridula (southern green stink bug), 1190 nucleotides long. The record is from the annotation of a GenBank genome assembly. NCBI's taxonomy places the organism in Eukaryota, Metazoa, Arthropoda, Insecta, Hemiptera, Pentatomidae.
CUUAGUUUUGAGUUUGUUGUCUACUGUUUGUAGAGUUAGGUUACAGGCGUGUUUGGUUUUUGAAUCUUAACAACUUAUUUUAUUCUUAACUGAAAGAAUUUUUAACACUUUUUUAUAUAUAAGAUUUAACUACAUCCUAUCUUUUACAUUUUAAUAUGGCGGCUGUUACCAAACCUAAGUCAGAAAUGACUCCUGAAGAAUUAGCUAAAAGAGAAGAAGAAGAAUUUAACACUGGACCUUUGUCUGUUUUAACUCAGUCUGUUAAAAAUAACACUCAGGUUUUGAUUAACUGCCGCAAUAACAAAAAACUUCUUGGACGUGUAAAAGCAUUUGACAGACAUUGCAAUAUGGUGUUAGAAAAUGUGAAAGAAAUGUGGACAGAAUUACCAAGAACAGGAAAAGGGAAGAAGAAGGCCAAACCCGUGAACAAAGACAGAUUUAUUUCAAAGAUGUUUUUAAGAGGUGAUUCAGUUAUACUUGUCUUAAGAAAUCCACUUGCUACUGCAGCAGGAAAAUAAAUUUUUUUAAUUUAUCUUUUUUACUUAUUUGUUUAAAAUGAUAAUUUCAUUUUGUAUUAUUGUGUGUAAAUAAAUAUAUGUGUCUUUAUUAUACCUAUCAAUGCCCUAUUAUACAUAGGCAAUAUACUUCAUUAAAUCUAUAUCCAGAAGAGGUAGGUUAACAAAAUCCUUAUUUCUUCAUACAUUUUAAAGGCGAGACUAUAAAUAAUUAGUAUUGAUUAUGUAUGAUUUCAAAUAUAAUUUAACUAAUAUAAUUACACUUGUUACUCAACUUUUAAGAACUAUAUAAAUAAAUAAAACAAAUAAUUAAAAAGAAAAAAACAAAAUUAUUUCAAAAAGUUCUCAGUUUAUGAUGCACCAUAUUUUCCCUUGUUGGCUUACUUGGCAGAGUUAUAAAAUAUGUUGCUGUAUGGUGCAUUUGCAAAUUAUUUUAAGAAAAGGACCAAUUUGAAUAGUUUAAAAACAGUUUUUUAUUUUUAAAUAGUUCAAUUUCAAUGUUUUAUUUAAAUUCAGACUGGAUAUAUUAUAAAUAUAAAAGAGAGAAAUUAAAUGAUGAUUAGAGAAUGGAUUUCCUGAUGACCGAUUUUGGUUAUUGCACAUUUUAUUUGCUUGCAUGUAAUAAUCUCCAACCCGAAUAUAUCCAUUUCACAAUCUAGAAUAAUAUUGAAAUUU